Messenger RNA from Hansenula anomala, 3003 nucleotides. It is a transcript of the gene LOS1, whose product is annotated as Ran GTPase-binding protein LOS1. Gene Ontology annotation, cellular component: nuclear matrix; nuclear pore; cytoplasm. Gene Ontology annotation, biological process: tRNA re-export from nucleus. The transcript has a single exon. Gene Ontology annotation, molecular function: small GTPase binding; tRNA binding. The coding region runs from base 1 to 3003 and encodes 1000 amino acids. The record is from RefSeq and is a predicted model, not a curated record. NCBI's taxonomy places the organism in Eukaryota, Fungi, Ascomycota, Saccharomycetes, Phaffomycetales, Wickerhamomycetaceae.
AUGGAAGAUCAGAUCAAGCAAGCAGUAGAGAUUGCAAUCAGUGGGACUUCUGAUUAUAAUUUGAAGCAACAAGCCAUCACUUUCUUAAACGAUCUAAAAGCUUCAGCUGAUGGGUGGCAAGCAUUUUCAUUACUAUUGAAAGAUAUAUCAUACCCUGACCGAGCUAGAUUCAUUGCAUUACAGGCUUUAAAUGAUUACAUUCCAAAUCUAUCUCAAGAGCAAAAUCAAUAUAUAAGGUCAACUUUGUUAACUUAUUUACAAUCAUUAAUUUCAAAUAAUAAGGAUGAUUCUCCAUUUCUAAAAAACAAGUUGGCAGAGUCAUUUGCAUCACUUUUCUGCUCAACCUAUUUGGCUAGUUGGCCUUCAUUCUUCAAAGAUUUCCAUAAUUUAAUUUCAAAUGAAAAUGAAAUCGCCAUCGACCAAUACUUGAGAAUAUUGUUGGGUAUUCAUUCAGAAAUUGGUGAUCAAUUGAUUGUUAGAGAUAGACCUUUAGUAGAGAGAAACAAUGCUUUGAAAGAUUCCAUCAGAGUUAAUGAUAUGGAGGAUUUAACUAAAGUUUGGAAACGUUUACUAGCUGAUUUCAAAUCAAGUCAAUCAAGUUUAUCUCAAAAAAUCUUGACACAAGCAUUGCAAGUUGUCGGAGGUUGGGUUUCAUGGAUUGAAAUUGGCUUAAUUGUGGAACCUGAUUACAUUAAUUUGAUAUUGGAAUUCUUAUCAAAUGAUUCACAAAAGGCAACUUGUUGUGAAACUUUAGUGGAGAUUAUUAGUAAAAAAAUGAAACCAGAAGGUAAAUUACAACUGUUGUCUUUAUUGAAUUUGACAAAUGUUGUCAGUUCAUUAUCAUUAGAUGGAAGUGAUGUCGAGUUUGUUGAACAUGUGGCAAAGUUAUAUAAUGCUAUUGGGUUAGAAUUGACAUUCAUUUUAGAUUCCCAAGAAGCUUCUGCAGAUAUCAAAUCUUCUGCAGAUCAACAAAUUAUCAAUUUAUUCCCAUUUGUUUUGAGUUUCUUGGAAAAUCCUUAUGAUGAUGUCUCUGCACAUGUUUUUUCAUUUAUUUCAAGUUAUUUAGCCGCAUUGAAAAAAAUCAUUAAACAAAGUAAUGGUAACAUUGAUUCUACUCAUUUAGGUUUAUUAGGUACAUUAUUACAAAAAGUUAUAUUGAAAAUGAAAUAUGAUGCAGAAGAUGAUGGUGAUGAUGAAGAUGAUAUUUCUGAUUUCAAUGAAUUUAGAUCCAAACUUAAAGUUUUCCAAGACACAAUUGCAAUCAUUAAACCAGAUUUAUUCGUUGAACAAAUAACUAAUGUUAUUGAGCAAUCAAUUUUUGCAAAUUCUAAUCAAGAUUGGAGAACAGUGGAAUUAGGUCUUUUUGAAUUAACAAAUUUCUCAGAUGCUAUUAGAAACAAUGUCUUGAAUCUACCAAAAUAUUCAAUCCAAGAAUCAAAGCCAUACAUGAUUUUCCAAGAAUUCCUUGUUAGAACCAUCAACUCAAAUGUUGUUUCUAUUAAUCAUCCAUUAAUUCAACUCAACUUUUUUGAACUAAUUGUCCGUCAUUAUUCAUUCUUCAACACAUCUGCAAACAAAGAUGCUUUAACCAAUCAUAUUUUGGAACUAUUUAUUUCCGUUGGCCUUUAUAAUCCAAAUGAAAAAGUCCAAAUUAGAUGUUGGUAUUUAUUCUUUAGAUUUGUUAAACUGACAAAACCUAUCUUAAAUGAUGAAAUCAUUAUUCGUUUGAUUACCAGUUUGGCUGAAAAAUUAUUAGUCAUUAAAGCUGAAUUACCUCAAAAGGAUGAAAAUUCAGAAUUGGUUGAAUCUUCUUCAACUUUUGAUAAUCAAUUAUAUUUGUUUGAAACUUUAGGGUUGUUAAUCUCAUUAGUUGAUAAUGCAAAAAUUGAACUAAAAAUCAAAUUAUUAGACAUCUUAUUGAAUCCAAUUUUUGCUGAUUUGGAAAAAGCUGUUUCAGAUGUUCAUAGAAAUCAAAUUGUUAUUUUACAAGCUCAUCAUUCAUUAAUGGCUAUUGGUACAAUUGCAAGAGGAUUUGAAUAUGACUCUUCCCCUAAUAAAAAAUAUUCCCCAGAAGUUGUUCAAAGAUUUAAUAACACUGCAGAAGUGGUGUUAGUUACAUUGGAAAACUUAAACAGUUUUGAAUUGAUUAGAGACGCUGCUAGAUUUUCUUUUGCCAGAUUUAUUCCAAUUUUGAAGAAUGAUAUUAGCAGUCAUUUAUCACGUUUAAUCUCUAUAUUGUUGAGUUCAAACAACUUGAAGAUUAGUGAGAUGACUGAUUUCUUGGGAUUCAUCGGCCAAAUCAUCCAUAAUUUCAACAAAGCUGAUUUGAUUUAUAAUUUGUUGAAUGAUUUAUUCACUCCAUUAUCAACAAAGACAUUUGCUAUAUUGAAUGAUAAAGGUGAAAAUGAUGUUUAUGAAAUGAUGCCAGAUGUUGUUAGAGAAAAGUCGUCAUUGAAAAAAGCUUACAGUACUUUAUUGAUUAGUUUAACACAAAAUAACAUUUCAAGUUUGUUAGUUACAGAGACUAAUAAAUCCAAUUUACCAUUGAUCUUACAACAUUUGUUGGUUGAUGCUAAUGAUUUAAGUGACUUACAAGUCUCAAAACUGUCUUUAAGUGCUUUAUCUCUUGUUGCAAACAUUUUCGGUAAUGAUACUGUUAAUGAUCCAAAAGACAAAUAUAAUACUGGUAUGUCAAUUGAUGGUAUUUCAUCUUUCUUAUUAGAAAAUUUAGUUAAAUCAAGUUUCCAAAUUCCUUUCCAGAAUGAGAAAUUUGAUAUUAAAGAUGCUCAAUAUAGAUUUAUCGCUGAUGAAAUUGCAAAUAUUCUAAAAGUUUUAUUUACAAUCAAGAACCAAGAACUUGUUACAUAUUUGAGAGAAGUUUAUUUCCCGCAAAUUCAGUUACCUACCAAUGUUGGUGAUGAUUUAGUUCAAAACUUGAUCAAUUUAAAUACUAAGGACUUUAAAAAGUAUUUUGUCAAUUUUGUUCUUCAAUUGAAAUCAUGA